This is a messenger RNA of Scutellospora calospora, 4053 nucleotides long. The record is from the annotation of a GenBank genome assembly. Lineage: Eukaryota; Fungi; Glomeromycota; Glomeromycetes; Diversisporales; Gigasporaceae.
AUGAAUCCAAGCAAUACGAGCUGGAACAGUACAAGAAGUAAAUCAAGUAGUAAGAGUAGCGAAAACUCUAGAACUACUGAUAAAAAAUCGAUUAAAUCUUUACAUUUAUCUCAAACGACUUCUCACGAUUUUACUUCAGACCAUGAAGUAUUUGGUGAUCAAAAAUGGUUAGAUGAUUUAGUUCAACAACGUUAUGUAAAAUUUAUUCCAUUCGAAGAAUUCGAAGAUCCAAAAACUGUGGAAAGAGCAAAUAAUGGUGAUAUUGGAAUUUAUAAGAGUUUGAAAUGGAGAAAGAUGAAAAAGCGAGUAGUUAUUAAAGAAUUAAAAAAUAUCGGAAAUUUAACUGAAAAUUUGAGAGAAUCCUUUGUUAGAGAGUUACAAUGGCAUCUAAACGUUGAUUUUACAGAACGAAUAAUUCGAAUUUCUGGUUUAACUCAAGAAACACCUCAAUCAACAUAUAUCCUAGUAUUACAACAUGCAGACGGUGGUUCACUGCAAGAAUACUUGUCAAGAAACUUUAAAAAACUAACAUGGAACGACAAACUAACGAUGGCCAAAGAAAUCACUGAAGGGUUAAGAUAUUUACAUAUGAAUAAUAUAGUUCAUGGAAAUUUGAACUCGCGUAACAUAAUGUUCCUUGAACAAAAAUUGAAAUUAACCGAUUUUGGGAUAACUAAUAUGAUGGUUUCUAACCCUUUAAAUAAUUUUCGAAAAAUAUCUUAUAUUGAUCCUCAAAUUUUAAUGAUUUAUUUAUCAACUUUUAAUUCAUCAAAAUCUUCUUCAAUUCAAGUUCCUGAUUUUUCUCAACUUCAUAAUUAUUAUAAUAUACAAACUCAAAAAUCUGAUAUAUAUAGUUUAGGUGUUAUCUUUUGGGAAUUAUCAAAAGGUUAUACCCCAUUUUCUGAUAUAGAACAUAAAAAUACUCCAACACAUGAAUUAGCUAAUGCGAUCAUAAAAGGAUUAAGAGAACGUCCUGUUAAAGAUGUUCCUAAUGGUUAUUUAAAAUUAUAUACUUUAUGUUGGGAUACGGAACCUGAUAAAAGACCAGGAAGUGAGAAUGUGGUAAUGAUGUGUAGAGAAUUGAUGAAUAAUAGGGAUUCUAAAGUUAUACUCGAAAAAAAUGCGGAAAGAAAUGGUGUAAGGAGUAGAGGUAUUGAAGAGGGAAGCGGAAUGACGGAUCAAAAUCAAAAACGAAUUACUCGGAUAUCUGAUUUCGAUGGUUGGUCAGAUUUACAACGAGACGCAUUAGCAGCAGAGUUAUGGCUAGAACUCGAAGAAAAACGACGAAUGGGUUUAAUUGAAGAAGGAGAUGAAUAUUAUGGACAAGAAUAUGACUAUGUUUCGGUUGAACAAUCUGGGCAACAGAUCGAAGAGGAAGAAUUACCGAAAAAAGAGCAAGAUAUAUCAACAGUACAUCAAAAGAAUCGACUAAGCCAGAAUCUAGAAGCGCAACGGAUGAAAGGUCGAAAAUGGAAAAGCAAAGCUAAAAACCUUGUAAAGAGACUUUCGGGACGAAAAUCUCAAGUUCAAGACUAUAAUAAUUUAAAUAUAUAUGAAGAUGAAUUAGACGAAGAAGAUAGUGCAGCUGGAUGGACUUCUAUAAAUAUAGACGAUAGUGGUAAAAUAGACUCACAAAAUACACAAAGUUCACAAACCUCUCCAAUAAGUUACGGAAGGAAAUCUAAUAACAGUUUAAUAGGUCGCGGUCCGUUCCCUUUACAUAACCUAAAUAACAAUUUAGUGAUUGAAGAAUCAGGACCAUCUGAUACAAAACGACCAGGACCACCACGUCAUGGAGUUCUGAUGGCUUCAAAAAGUCCAAAACCAUAUAUAUAUGGUGAUCAAUGUAAAAUGAUAUUUUUAAAAAAUAAAUGGAAAUUACAUUCACAACCAUGUUAUGCCGCUUAUCAUGCAAGAAUUGGAGAUUUAACAGGUAUAAGAUGGCAUGUUGAAUACUAUGGCGAUUGGGUAUUAAAUAGUAUACAGGAAGUUAGUGGGCCAAGAAAUAGUUAUAGAAGACCGUUAGAAGCAUUACCAAUAGAAGCUACAAUGUAUUGUUCAGCUAAAAAAUUAUUACCUACAUUAACAUUUUUAAAGAAUAUGGGAUCAGAUUUAAAUUGUAUAGAUUCUUAUUCAUUAGGAAAUUGUAUAAAUGCUAUGUCAUAUAAUACAUCACUUUUAUCAACAUCUUAUAAAUCAAAUUCUUAUUCACCUUAUCAUCCUACAACUUUUAAUUAUUAUAAAACUCAAGGAUUUUACUUUAAAAAAGUUUUAUUAUAUUUAUUAGAUCAAGGUUUAAAUAUAAAUUCUCAAACUUGUACUGGUGAUACUUUAUUAUCUUCUAUAUUAUUUAAAUGGCAUCCAAGUUUAUUACCUUCAAUAAUUGAAUUUUUAAUAGAACAAGGUGCUAGUCCUAAUUUAGAAAAUUUAAGAGGUGGAACUCCAUUAGGUUAUACAUUAUUAGCAACAAGAUUUGAAAAUGGUGGUGGUCCAUUUAAAAAAGUUUUAAAAAUUUUAAAUAUUUUAUUAAAAGGUGGUGGUGAUUGUAAUCAAGAAGUUGUAAUACCUGGUAGAAGGUUAAGAAAUUUAGGUUGGGUUUGUGUUGAUGUAGCUGUUAAUUUAACAAAUUAUCAACAAAAAACUUUAAUUGAACUUUUAAUUGAAUGGGGUUGUGAAUUUGGAACUUGGGAAAGCGAAUAUAAAAAGAAAAGAAAGAAAAAUAGAAUGGCAAGUGAAGAAAGUGGUAUAUUUGGAAAAUUAUACGCUGAUGAAAUAUUAAAAAUUGAAAAUCAAGUUAAAGGGAAACUUCCAAAAAAUGAAAGUGAUGAUGAUUUAUUUACCGAAAGUGAUAAUGAAGCUGGUGAUAAUAAUCCGGAUGAAACAGGUGGUGCAGGUGUUGGUGGAAAUUUUGGAACAGUUAGUAGUAGUGGUAUUUUAAAUGCUGAUUAUAGUGAAGAAAUUGAUGCAAUUUAUGAAGAAAUUGAUGAUGAUGGUAAUGAGUCACCCGUGUUACCAACUGGUCAAGAUGGUGGAAGUUUAUUAACAAAACGUUUAAAGGGUAAAAAUUUAAAAUUUGAAAACCCUAUAAAGAUACCUCCAUUAUUCUCUAGUCCACCUACUUCUCCUUUACCGCCAACCUCUUCACUUCCUCCAAUACCUUUACAAAAAAAUUUUACGGGACAACGUGGAAUAUUAACUGCUCGAGAUAUUCCCGUAUCAUUAUUAAGGCCAUUAGCAAUUUUGAAUUCUCAAAUUAACACAAGAGGGUCACUUCCUCGUUCAACACAUAGAUUAUCAUUAUUUUUCAAUCCAUCACCUAAAACACCUACAUUCAAACCAAAUAAUCCACCAAACAUUUUAGUAUAUGCUGUUCAACUAAAUCAACUUAAUAUGGUAAAAAUUCUUUUAAAACGAAUUUAUGAACUUAGUGAACCAAAAGGUAUAAUAGCUGCAUUAAAAGAAUGCGGUGUUACUUUUGAUAAAAAAGAAAGUUUCGAUGGAGUAAAAGAUGGUGAAGAAGAAUUCGUUAUAAUUUCAAAAGAAAAAUAUGGGUUCUUUGAACUAUUUAAAUCUCAUGAUAGUAAUUAUGAGAUGAAAAAAUAUUUAAUGACUUGGUAUGGAAAACAAGGUGCUUUAAAAAGGCAAAAAACAAUGGUUAGAAUUGAAAAAAUGAAACAAAAAUGGUUAAAUAAAGCUAAGAAUGGUUAUUUUUCUAGUAGAGGAAUUGAUGCUGAAUUUACCAUGGUUGGUUCUGAUGAUUAUUCUGGAAAUGAAGAUUUAGGAAGUAGUUUCGAAAGUCUGGAAAAAUUAAGUGACUUAGAAAUAAUUGACAAUGAAGAAAAAGAAAUAAUUGACAAUGAAGAAAAAGAAAUAAUUGACAAUGAAGAAAAAGAAAUAAUUGACAAUGAAGAAAAUGAAAUAAUUGACAAUGAAGAAAAUGAGAUAAUUGUCAAUGAAGAAAAUGAAAUAAUUGACAAUGAAGAAAAAGAAAUAAUUGUCAAUGAAGAAAAUGAAAUAAUUGUCAAUGAAGAAAAAGAAACGAAUCUUAAUUGA